GUUUAGAUGAUUGAUAAGUAAUUAACUUAAUUCUCUGUGAAUUUGCUUACCAAGGUAAUUGAGUUCUCGUUGUAGUAAUUUAAUUACAAUUAUAUAAAGUUACACGGUUCAGAUGAAUAAUAAUUGUACAAACAAACAGAUUUGCUUAAAUUGAGACAAGAAACAAAUUAAGAAAAACUUAAUGUUAGUUAAAUGAUUAACCAUUUGAGUAUAAAGUGUUUGCUUUGCAAAUUAAUUGUUUUUGCUUUAGUUGUUUUUGUUUAUUUUUAAUUUAUUUAGCAAUCAGUUUAACCCUUAACCAUUUUACCCAAAAAAAUAUUCAAACAAUUAACUAAUCAUUCAAUUCAUCUCUCAAUCUUCAACCCAAAGAGCCAUUUGUUUUGUUUUUUUCUCGGGAAAAAAACGAAAAUCUAAUAUAAUUUAUGUAACAAUUAACUCUUUGAAUACACAGAAUAUAAUACAAAUUAAGAUUCACAUAUAAUCACAAAUCAGUUUGAAUGUUUACUUUCCAGUAAUUAACCAACUAGUUUUGAAAAGAUGACCACAAUUACAGAGGAAAAUUUCAAUUCAUUUGUAUUACCAAAUGACCACAAACAGUUUACAUCAGAUUUUAAAUCAAAUUCUGAUGGUGAAAUUAUCUAUCUAAACAUUAGUGAUCUACGAAAGGAUCGGAAUAGUUUUUUCUGUGAUGAAUCGAGUAAAGAUUCAAUUGGUUUGUGUCAUUACCAUCAGCAAUUACCAUCCAUUGAAUUAUUAUUACAAACUGAACAAUCAAUUGAUAAAUCUCAGUGGUGUAAAGCUAAUUGGACUGAUUGUUUGUUUGAAUCACAAUUAUCUUCCAAAUUGUGUCUCACUAUGGAAUCUAAUUUAACAUUGAACAAAAAUUUUACCAAUCAAAAGUUUAUCUUCCCAUCUUCAUCUUUCUCAUCAUUUUCAUCCGCAUCUUCACCAACAUCAUCAUCAUCAUCAUCAUCAUCAUCAUCAUCAUCAUCACCUUCUUCAUCAACAGUGUCCACAACAACACCUCCAAUUAAACAGUUGAAAAUUUAUCGAGGUGAUAACGAUUGUCACAAUGGAAACAGUGAUUAUUAUUAUUACAUUGAUGAUUUCGGUGGUUAUGUUGAUCACCAUGUAACUCUUGAUACCAAUUUUAUCAGGGAAAAUUGUGAAAAAGUGAUUAAAAUGGGAAGUGAUGAUUAUCGCGAGCAAUCUGAACAAUUAACAAACAGAAUCAACAAACAUCGAUCUCAUCAACAAUGUUUCAGUCAAUACAAUUGUUACCCCGAUAAUUUAUCAAAAAGUGAAACAAUUGCUUCGAGUUUAUCUUCAUUUAGAUCAUCAUCCUCAUCACCUCCACCACCGCCGUCAUCAUCAUCAUCAUCAUCAACAACAACAGUGAUAACAACAAGAUCGGCUUCUAAAGGUAAGGCUCGAUUUCGUAAUAAGAAAGUUUGGAAAAAAUAUUCGAAAAAGAAAAAUCUUUCUCAAGAUGAACUGGAACGUAAACGGGAUUUAGCUAAUCAACAAGAGCGAACUCGAAUGCACCGUCUCAAUAGCGCCUUAAGGCAUCUUCGAAGUGCCAUUCCUUAUGAAUUCAGUCGACAUCCGCCCGAAAAGAAUCUGUCCAAAAUAAAAACCCUUCGAAUUGCAAUUGAAUAUAUUCGAGAAUUAACCAAUAUUCUUAAUGAACAAUGUUAAUCAAUUGUUUCUAAUUUUACUCAAUUUGUUCCGUUUAAUUAAAUUCCCUCUUCCAUUUGAAUGUAAUCCAUUGAAACUGAAUUAAUGUUCAUCGAUUAACAAUCAAUCCAUUGAUAUAAAAUAAUUUCAAUAUUUUCAAUUUAAAAUAACAAAUUGUUUCCGUUUCUUAAAUCAAAUUCAAUUGACAUUUAAUUAUUUCUAAACCAUAUUGAUUUAGUAAAUUUAUAUCAUCGAUAUUUGCUUUUUGUAAAUCAAAUCAAACCGAAAGGUAAAUCAUUAAUGGUCUCGUAUUAAUCACAAAUUAAUUGCUUUUAAUGAUGAAAACAAAUUAAAUUCAGACCGAUAUCAAGUUGCUUAAAAUUAUUAAAUCACUAAUUCACAAAUGAAAGCAAAUCUGAUUAUAAGAUUUUUGAGAAAAUUGUUCACAAUUUAGAUUUUGAUUUGCAAUUAAUUUUCUAACAUUAUAGUUGGUAAGAAAUUAAGAUGAUUGCUA
This is a messenger RNA of Panonychus citri (citrus red mite), 2191 nucleotides long. RefSeq lists its product as uncharacterized. The coding region runs from base 538 to 1698 and encodes 386 amino acids. The transcript is spliced from 2 exons. Lineage: Eukaryota; Metazoa; Arthropoda; Arachnida; Trombidiformes; Tetranychidae. Gene Ontology annotation, molecular function: protein dimerization activity. The record is from RefSeq and is a predicted model, not a curated record.